This is a messenger RNA of Adineta ricciae, 528 nucleotides long. The record is from the annotation of a GenBank genome assembly. Lineage: Eukaryota; Metazoa; Rotifera; Eurotatoria; Adinetida; Adinetidae.
AUGCUUACCGGUUUGGCUGACAUUCUCCGCGGUGCUGGUCUCAAUGUUGUUGAAGUUGCCGGUUGGAGAACUCGUGGUCACGGUGUCAUGUCAUCUGUCAAAGGUAUUGUCGUUCACCACACAGCUGGCCCAGCUUCAGGAGACUACCCAUCGCUAGCUGUUGUUCGUGACGGCACCUCCAGUCUUGCUGGCCCACUUGCUCAACUCGGGCUCGGUCGAUCAGGAACAUGGUUUGUCAUUGCUGCUGGUCGCUGCUAUCAUGCUGGUAGCACCAUCGACGAUUCAGUUUAUGGAAACAACAACGCGAUCGGUAUCGAAGCUGAAGGAGUUGGUCUACCAGCAACUGAUAGUGGACAUAGCCACUGGCCUGAAGUGCAAUAUCAAAGCUAUCUCAGGGGAGUCCGUGCUCUUCAAAAAGCUUAUGGCGUUCCUUCUGCACGUGUUCUUGGUCAUAAAGAAGCAGCUGUACCAAGAGGUCGCAAGAUCGAUCCUAAUUUCUCAAUGAAUGAAUUUCGUGCCGCUCUGUAA